UGUUUCAUUUAGGUCCCAAGAAAAUUAAGAGAAAAUAAAAUGAAAGAUUAUAUAUAAAAUAAGAUAAUAUAAUAAUAACAAAUAUUUCAUAUAAUGGUUAUGGAUUGUGUAUUUUACAAUAGGCAUCGUAAAAACAGCCCUAGAUGUGCUUUUCUUGUGUUAUUAUUUUUUUUACAGAAGAGGUCACGUCCCUCAGUAACCGUAGAGGACAACAGCAGUGGGCUGUGCUUUGGGGUGGGAUUUCCUCGCGGAGUGGGUGGGAAAUUCCACUGAGCUGCAAAACACUUUACCAGCUUUACGCACGGGGCGGGCCUUUCAUUCAUUAAAUGUGGGCCACUUAGACAAUCAAAGAUGUUUGAGUUUCCAUGCGCAGUGACCAGGAAGGUAAAGCACGGAGCGUAAUUACCCCUCUUCCUCCAGCUCCGAUCACCACGACCUCCAGGGUGCAGGGGUGUUUUUUUGUUUUGUUUGUUUGUUUUGAUUCACAAAGAAGAAUCUUUUCUGCAAGAAACAAAAAAGACAGAAAACUGGACAUGAGAUGCGAUUUGUUUCUGCUGGAGGAUCGAAGGGAAACUAGAUAAGACCUGUUGGCGAUGAUGAAUUACUUGAAGGGACAAAUGUCCAGCCUAUCAGAGGAGGCAGCCGGAUGUCCACCGUCCAGUGCUGCUGGGGUGAAGCUGGAGGCGGUGAUGGAGCAUCUGCAGAGACAACAAGAAGCCAAGAUGGAGAUGAACCUGCAGGAGAAACAUCUGCUUCAAGCUCAGCUGCUGUUUGCUCAACAAGCCGCCGCUGCAGCGAGAGCCUCCGGAUCCAGACAGGACUCGGCGUUGUUUGGGAAAGCCCAACAAGCUUUGGCCAAUCAUCUGAGCAGAAUGGAUCCAGAGGAGGACGAAGAUAAUGAAGACUCAGACGAGGAGUUGUUAGACCCCCAAGACAACAAAGAGGAAGAGGAUGAGGAGCAGGCAAAAAGGCCUAAACUGCAGCAGAGUUCAGGCUUCCCCCUCCAGCGUUCUUCUACGUCUCCAACAGCUGCUGUGGAGCGAAUGCCUGAAUUUCCACCUUCAGCGAUAAAGGAGGAGCGCGAGGAGAAGAACCUGAUGUCUCGUGCAGGCCAGCAUGGCGUCACAUCACCCGGUGACUUUGCUGACUGGAGCUAUGAUGAGCAUUUCAAACAGAGAGGAGGUGCAGUCUGGGCCGACGAGAGUGACGGAGGAAAAGUCAGAGGAGAACCUUCCAGAGACUUUGCCAAGCUUUAUGAACUGGAUAAUGACCCACAGCGGAAGGAAUUUCUUGAUGAACUCUUUGUCUUUAUGCAAAAACGAGGAACUCCUGUGAACCGCAUCCCCAUCAUGGCAAAACAGGUGCUGGACUUGUACCGGCUUUUCAAGCUUGUGACAGAGAAAGGAGGCCUGGUGGAGGUUAUUAACAAGAAGAUCUGGAGGGAGAUCACCAAAGGUCUCAAUCUCCCCACAUCCAUCACCAGCGCAGCCUUCACCCUCCGUACCCAGUACAUGAAGUACUUGUACCCGUUUGAGUGUGAGAAGAAAGGUCUGAGUUCUCCAGGUGAGCUGCAGGCAGCCGUCGACAGCAACCGCAGAGAAGGUCGUCGUCCCGGUUACGCUAACAGCCUGUACCGCUACUCUUCCUCCCCGAGCUCUGCUCCGCGUGCACUGCUGUCUUCACCCACGAUGCAAACCACCCCAACCACACACAACGGCCUGAAUACAUCCGCUAGUCCAAACUUAAAGAGAAGUGCAGAGGAGACCUCCAGCCCUGGACUUCCCCGGCUGCCGAUGGCUCUGGCACUGGGGCAGCAGCAGCAGCAGCAGCAGCUGGCACAAGCUGCCACACUGGAGCAUCUCAGAGAGAGACUGGAGCGAGGAGCAGCUGCAGCUUCAGCUGACGGUCCAGACAAGAAAAUGAUGCGACUGGCAGAGGAGCAGCAGCGCCUCAUGCAGCAGGCUCUUCAGCAGAACCUCCUGGCUAUGGCCUCACACUUUAACCCCAUGAACCUCAAACUUAAGAAUGGGCACGAAAACAAACAGGAUUUAUCAUUGAACAUCUCUACUAACGGACCUGCCAGUAUCAGCGUUUCUGUGGAGGUCAAUGGCACCAUUUACUCAGGAACUCUGCUUGCCCAGAAGUCAUCUGCUCCUGUGCCGUCACAAACCGUGACUCGAGCAGGAACAAGUGGUUUCGGUGGCCUUUCCUCCUCACACAGCCCCUCGUCUUCAUCUUCCUCAUCCUCAAAAGGACCAAAUUAAGGUUCACUGGCUUUUAAAUCUGGUUAAAAGAAUGACACACAAUAUACCUCUCUUGUCAGACAAGAAUUGUAUCAACUCAAGGGAAAAUCUGCUGCAAAACUGAAGCUACGUAAUUUCUUGAGCAUCGUCCUUCUGUUACUUUAAUGUGCUUGAAAUGAUUUUUGUGCUUGAAAUGAUGUUUGACCUCAAAGCUUCCACACCGACCACAACAUAGAUUCAGAUCACAGUUUACCAUAGUGCCUGUUAGAAGACUUUUUAAAUGUAGUGGUGUUCUUGUCUAAAGGGCUUUACCGGGUUUGUUCAGAAGUGUCUUUAGAACAGAAAAGUGCAUGAUGAGAAUCAGUGCUGCUCCUCUGUAGGCGUCAGUUACAUUUACAGCUAAUCAUCCAAUAUAUAGCUGCCUUUCAGUAGUCAUCAGUAGAACAAUGUAGUUUCUGAAGUGCAGCUAAUGAAGACCAAAAAGCCUUAGUGCAGUGUCGUAGCUACUGUCUGUAACCGUUUGCUGAAGCCAUUUUGUAUUUCCUUUGGUAAACAUUUGGUUAUACUUUAAAUAGCAGCUUUCAGGGAGUGUGGAUGCCAUCAGUUUCCACAGAAACGUUACGUCUCCUAAAGAAUCAAUUGGAAUUUAAUCGAAACUGGACACAUAUUUGUUGGAAUUGUUUAUUGUUGUGCUUUAUAUUGCUUUUUCAUGUUUUUGUGUCAUUUGGCUUGGCCUCAAAAUUACACAUUUAUUUAAUGUCAGCUGUGAAUCAAAGGCAGAAUUUGAGAGGCGACAUUUUGUUUCUGCUGGGAGCCAUAUGUACAGCUGAAGUGAUGCAACAUUUACCUCAAUUGACUUCCCACGGCGGUAAGUUUCUCAGACUUCUUACUUUUGGACUCAGGAAUGUCCUCUGGACUUACUACUGUUAGACUAUAUCUCAUAAUAUAUUGCUGUUAUAUUUGUAUAAAUGCAGAGAAUGUGUCAUUGAUGAACUCUCUGUGCUACCUCACUCUGCUAUAAAAAUAUGCAAUGCUUACUGCAGCAUGUGUUCAGCUGGUCAUCAGCUAAUAUCAGUCUGUAUGUGGACAAUCAAGUAGACAUGUCACUGAAAACAAAUGCCACUGUGAACUUAACAAAUGGAACGGUUGAUAAUGAGGCGACGUUUGGGUCUGUUCUGGUCUGUGUGUUAACGUAUUGCUUGGAUAUGUAGCCAUAAGGAAUUAAAUAAUCCUGUGUGCUGGAAAGACUCUGGUCUUUUAUCUUUUUUUUUAAACAUAAAAUCAGUGGUUUGUUUUUGAACUAACUGCUGUUGCAUUUAUGGUGAUAAGGCAGUUGACAGAAGCUGCUCUUAGAUUCAUCCUGCAUGCGUAUAUUAUUUGAACUGGGUUUCAGCUCACUGUUUUGCCAUCUGGUCCAUAUCUUAUGUCAUCAGUAGAUAUAGUUGUUCUUGGCUGCAGCAGGCACAACAAAAAACCUCCCUGUUCAGCACCAGAUAAGUUUGUGAUGAGUCGGUUAAAAACAGUCAAGCAAUAUAUCUGUGGAUUCUAGAGGAAACAACUGUGGAAAAUUGUCUCAGCCGUUGUAUGGCAGGAAGGGAUUAUUUUCACAGAAAAACUUUAGUUACUGAUGGAGGGAAUUUAAGUAGAUUUUGCCAAUAAUACUCACACAUAUUUCUUAAUUAAUAUUUUCAAGAUUAUUACUUGUAUUUUAAUGAUUCUGUUAUUGUAACUCUUACAUCACACAAAUAGAGUGGCAUUUAAGUGAGUAAUAGCUUAUUUGUGCCAGUUGAAAAAAAAUCACACUUUAGAAUUUCUAAUUGUUGCAUUUUCACAAACCAGAUUCAUGUAUUGUCUUUUUUUAUGAUAUGUAUCAUCAGACAGGGUUCAUUAAGUCAAAAUCUAUAUAUUGCAUAUGGAGGAGAAAGUGCAGAAAGAGUCUGGCUGAAGCGAUUAUUCCUUAACUCUGCAGCAGACCUAUAACGGUGUCAGUACUGAUGGAGACACGAGCUCAUAGGUCAGGGGAUGAGGGUGGGGGAUGGGCUGCAGGAUUUAGUGUUGGAUAGUUAUCCUAUAGUGGCAUCUGGAACACUGAAGAAGAAAGAUGCUACAGAGGUAUUAUGAGCUGGAUAUCUCCGCCCACAGUCCCCACCCACUAGUGAGUAGUAACACUGGUGAAGUCACUCAGCAGAUGAGGGGAUCACCGUCCCGGGACCGGAUUGUUCUGUAUGAAGACAGUCUGAAGAGAAUGAGGAUUUUACAGCGUUGAACAGGAAAAUAGAUCCACAGCUGCAGAGAACUGCUGAAUAACAACUUCUGAAACAAACCCCAUCCUAUGCAAGGGACUUUUUUUUUUUUAAACAUUUCUUGUGCCUCACACCAAAAUCAUGUAAUCCUGAAUAACCAAGAUGUUUUAAUGCAGAACACUGUGAAUGCUUUUGUGGCUUAUGAACUCCAAAAUAAUGGUUUUGGUUGAUCCUCUGAAGCAGACAUAUGCGGGUAGAUACUUCCAGGACUGAAAACAGAAAUGCUUUUUCAUAAAUCAAGCAAAUGAUGAUCUGGACUGGGACCUUUGGCUUCUACUUGUGAAUGAUUUAAAAUAGCCUCUAACAAACCUUCAACAUACAGUUGACACCAUGCCUUACCACGAUGAGGAGUACCCAGGCCAGCCUCUCUGGCAGUCUGUGCUGCUCUUCUGCUGCAAGGGAAUGAUUGAGGUCAUCAUGGUCAUCCUCUUCUUGUGGCUCCUGGUGCAGGUCCUCUUCACCAAACAAUUAGAAGGUAAAGGAAUCCAUUCUUUCUGAUGUUUAGAAAUCUAUAUUAAGAGUUGCUGGUUGUUGUAAACACUCAUCCAGCAAUCUUAUCCUGACAUUCCCUUGUCUUUUCUCUGUUCAAAAAUGCAUGCAACUAAAGCUAAUACCAUGUGUCAUCAGUGUAACUUCAUUACAUCCUGAGUAUUGUAAUUCUAGUACAGUAGUCACUCUUUGUGUUGCUAUCACUCCUCACCAGCUUAGCAAAGACAUUCAGGGUAAAACAGGGAAUUAAUCUGGAAGAUGAUCCCUUGUUUUGACUAAAUUCAACUCCUGACUCGGUUUAUGCUGCAUUUUUUCCAAGAUCAAGAAUUAUACAUCUACCCUUUUUGACAUCAGAUUAGGAAGAUACAUCUUUAUGAUCAAUAUUGACAGGAGGAAUGAUUUCAGUCACCAUUUUUUCCUGAGUAUACACAUGGGUAAAUCAGUGUUGUCUUACAAUACAAUCCAGUCAUUUUUUCCUACUUUAAUAUGAGACAUUUGGCCCAUGUUUACUUGCAAAUGGGUCAAAGUACAUGAACUGUGUUAUGUUAUCUGAUUGAACUUAUUCUUUUCUCUUAUGUCUACAGUUCAUCUCCAGAUUCUUCUUUUGGUUGGACUGAUUGUUUUCUGUCUGAGUUUAGUCCUGGGAUGUAUUAUGUGUUGGAGGAGCAGUAACCUUUGCCUACCGGCAGACAAAGCUCCUGUGACGUCAGAAGCUCCUGCUGAACCUGUGACCUUGUCCCAGAACCAACCUGCCUCAGCAGCAGCGUCAUCCAGGCAGCAGUACGAGGAGCUGGAUGGAGAUGUGUUGGAGUACCCGUCCACGUUCACCAGUCCUGCCCCUUCACAGGGUGAAUUUACCUCUCUGCCAUUAUCUAAUCAAGCUGCCUCUGAGCAAAGGGAGCAACCAAAGUCCAUUUUUUCUUUUCGUCGCCUCAGCACCCCACUGCUAACGUCACCUCUUUAUAAGCCCAUAGACCCUGGCCAUGCUUCCCUGCCUUCAUUUCCCAAACUGGGGUUGUUUACCCGAACACGUAAGGCUCUGCAGAGGCGCUGCACUAUGACUGGUGAUACCGUAUCCUACAGUGAACACAGCAGACUCACCAGCCCUGGUGCUGUUUCUCCUUCUCUGCCUGAAAGACCAAUCCCGCUGGCUCUGCUGAACUAUGGCUCAAGUGCAAGCUGCAAGGAGCCAAUAUUAUCAAAACCUUAUCUCCAUUUCACUAUGGCCUUUUCUUCAGAGCAGCAAGUCCUAGCAGUCACUGUACUCAACCUCACUGGGACACCUUACAGGCUGGAGGAUGUUUCUUUGCUGGGCUGUCUGCCGCCUCUGUACCCCGGCCCCAUACAGGCCUCUGUCCAGAGCAGCUUCAGCCCUGAAGCCCACAGCCUGGUGCUGCUGCUCAAGGUGAGGUCUGUGAAGGAGCUCCAGAAAUGUGUCCUGAGAAUAGCUGUUUAUGCACGGGAGCCGCAGAGCCUAAGAGGCACCGCUCUGGGUGAAGUGCAGGCCGAGUGUGAAGGAAGAGACUGGAGGCCAGAGCAUCCAUUUCACUUCACCAAAGAGCUUCAUCCAAACAAAGAGAAAAUAAAUCAGGUAGUGGAGUAUAUGUAUAUGUUUGACAUCUGGCCACACUUAUUUUUAAAGGAAGACCUUGGGUUCACUUUAACUUCUUCUCUCUUCAGCACUUUCAACAUGAAAAAUGAAGAUUCCAAAGUGAAGAAUCAACAUCUGAGCGUUAUUUAUAAUAUAAUAAUAUGCAGAAAAUCUAGAGGUUAUUGAUCAGUUUAAGUUAUUUUUUGGGAGAAAGUUAGCCGUACUUUGAGUAUUUGUUUUGUCUGAUGAUGUUUGAUUUAUGCUGUGCAUGGUGUGUUUCCUGCUGAAUGUGAUUUCCCUCUCUGCUCUGUGAACUUUUACCCUUUUGCUGCAGAGUCUGAUCUCCCAGGAUGUACUGACAUGUAAGGGGCUUAGCUGUCCUCCGCAGGUCUUCAUUUUGCUCCAGUAUCAGUCUCUGACUCACCAGGUCAAGGCUACAGUCCUCAGAGGUGAUAACCUCGACAGCCUCGCUCCCAUGCCCACAGCUGCAGAUUACCAGGUGGUGAUUAAUUUGCACAAUGACGGAGUUUUGAUCAGCAGCAGAGAAACUAAAGAAGAGUCCAGCACUGUGUGGAAUGCUUCUUUCCUGUUUGAUCUGCCUCCAGGAGACAUCAGUCAGCUGCCCUUAUUGCUCGAGUUCCUCAUCAUGCAGGUUCCGGUCCUGUCAGAGCGCAAAGUUGUCGGUCGAGUCCUCAUCGGAGCAGCGACUGCAGAUGCAGGACGAGCUCACUGGAGGGACGUGUGCAGCCGGAAGGUGGAGCAAGCUCGCUGGCACACUGUUCAACCAGAACUACUGUAGAGAUCUGACAUACAGCCUCAAAACCACUAACAGUGGACCAGAUGUACUGUUGAACUCACUGAGGCGUCUAGAAUAAGGUGUGAUGUGAAAGUGAUGUUGAGAUACAUGAAAUGAUUGUACGAGAAAUCAAAUCUUUAAACAUGGCCUUAUUGCAGUGUAACAGCCACUGAAUUUCUCUAUUGAACGUGCACCAAAUGACUUUUUAAAUGACUGAAGGAAUUAUCAAUCAUCUCUUGUAUCUAUUUGGUAUUUUAGUAAAAUAAAAAAGUAUAAGCAUGAAGGUGACUGAACUGAACUGAACACGAGGUCUUAAUCUAGAAAUACUGAGAAGUUACUCAGUUAUUGUGACUAAAAUAUCCUUUGCCAUUCAUUUAAUGAGUGAGCAAUGUGCUGCACACAAAAAUGCAAUUAAUUUCACAGUUCUCAAGGGAUACACUUAAAAUAUCUUGUUCUUUUAAAUGAUGUGAGGAAUCAUAAUAUUUAUAUAAAUGAAACACAGUUUUG
Messenger RNA from Acanthochromis polyacanthus (spiny chromis), 7929 nucleotides. Its product is annotated as AT-rich interactive domain-containing protein 3A-like. The record is from RefSeq and is a predicted model, not a curated record. Gene Ontology annotation, molecular function: DNA binding. Gene Ontology annotation, biological process: regulation of transcription by RNA polymerase II. NCBI's taxonomy places the organism in Eukaryota, Metazoa, Chordata, Actinopteri, Pomacentridae. The transcript has 11 exons. The coding region runs from base 594 to 2264 and encodes 556 amino acids. Gene Ontology annotation, cellular component: nucleus.